AUGCGGCACAAGGUCAAAGUGCCCCCCUGCCAGUACUGCAAUAAAUCCUUUCUGAGGACUGAACACUUGCGCCGCCAUGAAAGAACACAUACCAAAGAGAAGCCCCAUGCUUGUAUCUGUGGACGGAACUUCUCACGUCAGGACCUGCUCUCUCGCCAUGUCAAGCUGGCAAAAGAGUCAGAGGGUCAUGGGCCCCUCAGUCCCAGUGUCUCUAGCCGGCAAAGAAAAUCGGUUGACAGUUCUGAAGUUCCCAUGGUGAAUCUUGCAUCAACCGAUGGGCUCAGAACUGGUAUCGGUCCGGGUACUGGAUCGGUUCUGUCCAAUUGUGACACCCAAGCCUCCCCCUCCGAUGUCGCAAACGUGAUUCCAGCAGCACUCACGAAUGAGUUGGACUUGCUCUGGGAUAGCUUUCAGUUGCAGCACAACCCUUUUGAGCUUUCAUUUUUUAGUCCAGAGUUUCCCAUGAACUUUCAGCCCAUUGACUUUGCUCCGUCUCUCGAUAUACCCACGAUACCAGAGACAACGACACCUGCCAGCGACGUCUCAAGCAGAGCGGAAGAAUCUAUCUGGCACGAUGAUUUGCCAUGCGCCUCUGAAUUGUUGCGCCACCAGCCUCUUAAAGAUGCCACAAUAACUCCUCGCCCAAGAUUGCCCAGCGCAUCGACUACCAUCCAGAAUACCGAAGCAUACUUGCCAUCUGCGUCGAGAAACCCGUGCUACAUGUCCCCCCAAGAGUACGACCUAAUCUCUGCCUCUGUUCAAGAUAACGCAGCUCUUCUUCCCCUACAAUUCCAGCUUCCCUCAAAGCACACCUUUAGCAGGUACAUUGAAGGCUUCUCCAGUUUUAAUUUACAUCGACCUUUUUUGCACUUGUCCGCAACAAGACUUUCUCAAAUGCCCCUAGAGCUUGUUUUCGCGGUGGCUGCAAUGGGCGCACAGUAUCGAUUUGAGGCUGAAUCGGCCUUGUCUCUAUACUACGCCGCGAAAAGCAUCAUAGAUGCGAGACUCAACAAAGUUUCAGCAGCCGUAGUGGAAGCGGCACGCAACUCAACUAUACAGGCAAGGCCGGCUCUCGAAGGGGUGACCAAUGUUGCAGCGAAUUCAACAGAUAAUGCAAACCAACCAGUCAUCGGUAUUGAGACGAUUCAAGCCAUGAUCAUUUGCAUGUCCCUGUGUUCAUGGGAAUACAAAAAUUUGCUGCCCGAUGCUUUCACUUUGGCUGAACAAAUCGUAUUUCACCUACGCCAAGGAGGCUAUCUGGGUCGAGAAGAUACGUCGGGGGAUGAGACCUGGUCGCAAUGGAUCCAGCGCGAAGGAUGCCGACGUACCGUUUUCAUCGCAUUCAUCAUCUUCAAUCUACACUCAAUCUUCUACGACACACCACCGCGACUCAUGGCUCGUGAGCUUUGGUCGAUCAAAAUGCCACAGCAGGAGGCUCACUGGUGGGCUACUACAGCGCUCGAAUGGGAAGAAAUGCGGCGUCGCGACCCUCCCAUGACUGGCACUUUUGGAGAUUGCUACUCAGACCUGGUAGUCCCCCGUGAAUCACGAAAUACGCGGCAUCGCACUUCAGCGUUUGGAUGCCUGGUCUCGAUUCAUGGUCUGGUGCAGCAGAUCCAGCUUACGAGGGAGACGCUAUUACACAUUGAUACUGCCUGCGCUUCUCUCGACGAAGCACCCUUGUCAGAGGAGGUUUAUAUGAAGUUUAGACGGGCUCUCUGUCGUUGGGAUAGCGGCUGGGCCUCGAGCAGGGAGUCUACCACGCAGCCCAUUGCCCACAUGGCACCGCUGGGUUUCAACGCCACGGCUGUUUUUCGCAUUGCCUGGAUAAGGCUAUGUUUCAACACGCCCGUAAGCCGGAGCUUUAGCAGCAGGGAUCCGGCUACUAUUGCAGCCUCCUUUGCCCAAUGCCCCCUGCCAGAACGCUCGCCGCGCUUAUACUCGGCUGUUCUCCAAAGCGCACACGCACUCAGCAUACCAGUGCGGAUUGGCAUUAGAUAUGCAUCGAAAACCCAGAUUUUAUCCUGGAGCAUCAUUCAUAGCAUUGCUAAUCUGGAAUGCGCUCUAUUUCUAAGCAAAUGGCUGGAGCGAGCCAGCUUAGAGAGUCACUACUUGCAUGACGAGGAGAAGGUCCUGGUUCGCGUCAUUGCACGAAUACUAAAAGAAACGCCAUUCUUUAAACCAACUUUGGAUGACGAAUUCAGCGCGACGACGAUUAAGCAGAUGGCAUACUCGGUUAUAAAAUUGUUUACGGAGAUGUUCAAGCAGUCGCAUUUGUUUGAUGCCAUUGGUUCAUGUAUAGAGGCGGCUGAUCGAUAUGCGUCCACUUUAGAAUGUUAUAAUGAAAUCCAAUAA
This is a messenger RNA of Trichoderma virens Gv29-8, 2355 nucleotides long. RefSeq lists its product as uncharacterized. The record is from RefSeq and is a predicted model, not a curated record. The transcript has 3 exons. The coding region runs from base 1 to 2355 and encodes 784 amino acids. Gene Ontology annotation, molecular function: DNA-binding transcription factor activity, RNA polymerase II-specific; zinc ion binding; RNA polymerase II cis-regulatory region sequence-specific DNA binding. Gene Ontology annotation, biological process: regulation of transcription by RNA polymerase II; DNA-templated transcription. Gene Ontology annotation, cellular component: chromatin. Lineage: Eukaryota; Fungi; Ascomycota; Sordariomycetes; Hypocreales; Hypocreaceae.